AUGGGUCGAAUGACAGACUUUCUGGGCGCUCCUGAAACUUUGACACGUCGAAGGACGAAUCAAAUAGUUAUUCAGGAUGAUGAACCCACCAUUAACCAAACUCGACCACUAAGGCCACCCCCUAAAACAAGACCCUUAGGGGUAGGAUUAGAUCAACAGACAGUUCAACAAGACAUCCCUGAGGAACAGCCAGAAAGGGUAGUAGUGGUUAACCGAAACCAAAAUGCUGACGAGGUGAUUCACAGGGUUAGGCAAAAUAAUCAGUUGGAAACAAAUCUAACUGCUAUGAUAGAGAGGAUUAUGACACAAAACGGUUUGAACACGAGAUUACGAAGGCCAAAUUAUACGUCUCCUCUAUCAGAUUAUGUUUUGCAAACUGAGUUGCCUAGGGGGCGCAAGGUCCCUAAGUUUACUAAAUUUUCAGGAGAUACUACUGAAUCUACCACAGAACACAUAGCCAGAUAUAUGACUGAUGCGAGAGAUUUGGCGAACAACGAAGAUCUGAGGAUGAAAUAUUUUCCCAGUUCUUUGACCAAAAAUGCCUUCACAUGGUUCACAACACUACCACCAAACUCCAUAGACACUUGGUCUCAGUUAGAAAGAUUGUUCCAUGAAUAG
Messenger RNA from Vicia villosa (hairy vetch), 618 nucleotides. RefSeq lists its product as uncharacterized. Bases 1 to 618 code for a protein of 205 amino acids. The transcript has a single exon. NCBI's taxonomy places the organism in Eukaryota, Viridiplantae, Streptophyta, Magnoliopsida, Fabales, Fabaceae. The record is from RefSeq and is a predicted model, not a curated record.